UCUUCGUGAUAGAUCAUCGCAUGCAGUAGAAAUACAACGUGGGAAACCUGUGUGUUUUGUUUUCCGAUCCAUCCUGCAUCUUUAUAUUGGCAGUCACUGAGCAUUCUGUUUCGCAGUUUCACUUUAGUGAAAGUAGAGUAGUAGUGUUGUUCCUGCAAUCCUUUGGUUUCGAACAUACAGCAAUGGGCGAAAAGGCCAGAGAAAUGUAUCUGAAGGCUGACCUGCAGUGCAUUAAAUGCUACAACAAGGUGGAGAAAAUUCUAAGUAAAUUUCCUGAAAUACAUGACCAGAAAUUUGACGAGGAGAAAGACUUGGUCACAAUCAAAGUUGUAUCCUGCCAUCCUGAGAAGAUUAGGAAGAAGAUCAUCUGCAAGGGUGGAGGUUGCAUUCAGUUUGUUGAGAGAGGGCCUCCCGGGCCUCAAGGGAUUCAAGGGAUUCCCGGGCCUCAAGGGCCUGAAGGGAUUCAAGGGCUUCCCGGGCCUCAAGGGAUUCCCGGGCCUCAAGGGCCUGAAGGGAUUCAAGGGCUGCCCGGGCCUCGAGGGAUUCCCGGGCCUGUGGGGCUUAAGGGGCCUGAAGGGCCUCAGGGACCUCGAGGACCUCCAGGACCAUGUUAUAUGGUAGGACCGCCCGUUUAUCCAGUUCCAGUCUGUACUUGUGGUUGCGGAGGGACACGCCCAUGGUCGUGCAGGCAACCGUAUCCUAGUGUUUGUCAUAUGCCUUGUAAUGUGAGCCGUUAUGAGUACUGCAGUGAAGGAGAUUCCACAGGAUGCACAACCAUGUAAACGUAUGACAUCCAGCACAUGGCUCAAAUCCAUCCCUUACAACCUCAACGCCCAAGCCACCAGCCUGGGCCAUGCAGAGCCAAUGCCCAGGCCCCCUGCCUGGGCCAUGCAGCACGCACGCAUGGCUCAAGUCCAUUAGCAGGCCUUGCAUGGCACCAUGCCAUGCCCACUAACAGGCCUUUGCAUGGCCCUAUGCCAUGCUCAUUAGUAAGCCAUGUCGUGCCCACUAGCCAUGGACCAGACCAGCCCAAUCGAAGACCAUGCACCAUCCUAGCUCACCCAUGGGCUCAUGCAUGUCACAUGCCAACUUGACCCAUGCCAACUAUUGUAUUGCUUUCUU
Juglans regia (Persian walnut) is the source of this 1122-nucleotide messenger RNA. Its product is annotated as collagen alpha-1(I) chain-like. Gene Ontology annotation, molecular function: metal ion binding. NCBI's taxonomy places the organism in Eukaryota, Viridiplantae, Streptophyta, Magnoliopsida, Fagales, Juglandaceae. The transcript is spliced from 4 exons. The coding region runs from base 183 to 782 and encodes 199 amino acids. The record is from RefSeq and is a predicted model, not a curated record.